Messenger RNA from Paramecium sonneborni, 1362 nucleotides. Lineage: Eukaryota; Ciliophora; Oligohymenophorea; Peniculida; Parameciidae. The record is from the annotation of a GenBank genome assembly.
AUGUUAAAAAAACAAGAAUCUCAACCUUUUUUGUAAAGCUAAUUUGAAGUACCAUUUCAAUGUAGAGUUGUUCGUAAACAUUUUUUCAAGGAUAGAGUUUACUAGUUAAAAUUACAUAAUAAUUAAAUCACCAUGACAUAUGUAACUCAUAUUCAUUUAUUAUAGCACUUAAAUAUUGAUGAUCCAAAAUAUAUUAUGAAUAUUGAAGAAUGCACUACUUUUUAAUGGUUAAUAAAACAAUAAAGAUUAGUAGGUUUUAAAUUUCCUUAUAUGGGGAAAAUUAAAGAGUUUUACUCAGAUCAAAAUGAUCUCAUAUAACUUAGAUAGAGAUUAGGUAAUAAAAUGACUUUCCUCAAUCUAAGUUAAAAUUAUAAAUAUCUUUCAACGUUAGAAGCAGGAUCGUUUGGUUAGGUUUUUAUAUUUAAUAACUAUUUCAUAGGUUACAACAAAUGAAUGUUAUUUUAAUAAUAAGAAAGUGGCUAUUAAACAUAUAUUACUUAAUGGAAAAAAAGAUCAAUAAAAACUUAUAGAAAAUGAAAUAUAGAUUCUGAGAUCAAUUAAACAUCCUAAAUUGGUUGAAAUAUAUGAAGUGUUUAAAUCUGAAUUAUAUUACUAAAUUGUGACUGAAUUUAUUGAAGGUGAUAAUUUAAAACAGCAAAUAUUAAAUAAAUUAAGCCAAAUUAAAAAUGAAUAAAUUUUAGAAAUUAUGCAAGUAUAAAUUAAAUAAUAAUUAAGUAAUUAUUUGAAGCUUUAACUUUUCUUCAUCGUAAUUCAAUACUUCAUAGAGAUAUCAAACCAGCAAACAUAAUGUAUCAUAAUAAUAAAUUAAAAUUGAUUGAUUUUGGACUUGCUUGUUAUGAUGGUAAAUAAUUAAUUGAAAAUCCUAAUUGUGGUACAGAAGGGUAUGUUGCCCCAGAGGUUUUAAAUGUUCAUUUAACUAAAUUGAACUAUGAUUUUAAAGUUGACGUUUAUGGAGCUGGAUGUGUUUUAUAUAUGCUUUUAACAGGAACAAAAUUUUCAUAAUCUAAUUGCUCUAAUUUUAGUUUUCAAAAAAAUAAAACAUAUCAAAAUAAUGAAAAUACUUAAUUGUUCGAAUUAGUUAAAAUUAUGACUAGAGCUAAUCCACUUGAUAGACCAUCAAGUUUUUAAGUGCUAGAAUUAAUAAGAUUAAUUAAAGAUAAUAAUGCUUAUGAUAUCAAUUUAUGGUAUAGUAAUGCAUUUAAUCUUUCUAAUUCGAAUAACUCUUAUUAGACAGCCUCAACAGCUAGAUAUAUUCAUGCUUCUAAGAAUUAAAAAAGUGUUUGUAGUUUUAAUAGUGCCAGAGGUUUAGGUUAGACAUUCUCAAAAUAAAUUAUAAAAUGA